This is a messenger RNA of Ceratina calcarata, 2535 nucleotides long. Its product is annotated as protein Wnt-11b-1. Gene Ontology annotation, molecular function: cytokine activity; frizzled binding. Lineage: Eukaryota; Metazoa; Arthropoda; Insecta; Hymenoptera; Apidae. The transcript is spliced from 5 exons. Gene Ontology annotation, cellular component: extracellular region. Gene Ontology annotation, biological process: cell fate commitment; canonical Wnt signaling pathway; multicellular organism development. Bases 564 to 1691 code for a protein of 375 amino acids. The record is from RefSeq and is a predicted model, not a curated record.
CUCCACGGCGCGCGGCAAAUCCUGCGGGAUGGCUCGACGCCCGACGGACACCUGUAACCACGCAGACUCUCUGCGCCGCGGAAACGGUGCGAAGGAAACUUCUCCGAACCGGGAACACCGUGUCUAUCUGUUGGUCGCCGAUCAUUUAGGAUAUACAAGCGCGUUGUCUACGUGCUCCUACGAUCAAUCCCCCAGUGACAGUGCAUGUGCCCUGAGUGUACCUUCGUUUCAUUAAGUGUCUCAAUCCGACGUAAAAAAAGUUGUUGGUACUUGGAACAUUUUAAUUGAAAAUCGCAUCGUUUCGUUUACCGAGUAAACUAGAUCGAAUGAUCUUUGUUCUAAUUCGAACAAAUAGAAAUGAUAUUUUGGUCUAUUUAACGAAUAGAUUUUUGCUUGAAAAUGAACGAUUCGGGGGUACCGCGAUCGAGUCUGAUAAGUUUCGUCGUACAUCGAGACAAGUAUUAACGUCCCAACGUGCGUGUAAAGCUCGAUCGGAAUUGAAACAUUUGAUGAACGCCGCGCGAGGAACAAUGGCAAUUUUCUAGAAUGUAAAGUGAACGAAGAUGGUGGUACCGAAGAGAAGCGAUGCUCAAGUCUGGCUGUUCUUGUUUCUGUUACUGAUCCAAGGUGGCAAAUGCAUCAAGUGGCUAGCUCUCGGGCGUACCGAGAAUGGGUACACGUGGACGAGGGAGGCCUGCACCGGUGCGAAGAUUUCUGGACUCCUGGAGAGAAAGCAGGCAAGGGCUUGCAGGGCAACGCCAGACGUGAUGUCUAGCCUGGUGCAAGCAGCGAAGGACACCUCGGUGGUCUGUCAGCAAGUAUUCCGACAUCGUAGGUGGAACUGCAGCAGCAUCGAACGCGCGCCUGAUUACACCCCCGAACUGCUCACCGGGACCAGGGAACAAGCGUUUGUGUAUGCGAUGUCAGCAGCAGCUGCGGUGUGGAGGCUAGCGAGGGGGUGUGCUCUGGGCAACCUGGCCGCCUGCUCCUGCGCCACGCCGCCUCGGAGGGAACCACCGUUGCCUUCCGCCUUGAUCUCACCCUCGUCCUUUACUGCUACGUCCGUCUCCUUCGGCACGCUGUCCUCCAGGAACUCGUUCAAAUGGGGUGGCUGUGGCGACGACGUGAAGUCCGCGUCUCGGAUGGCGAAGAGGUUCCUCCAAGGUGCGACUCCUCCUGGCACAGGUGCAACGGCCAAGUUCAUGCACGCCGUUAACAUGCACAACAACCGGGCGGGUCGAAGGGCGGUCGAACAGUCUUUGAUCCUCGAGUGCAAAUGUCACGGAGUUUCCGGGUCGUGUAGCGUGCGAACCUGUUGGCGAGGCUUGGGUUCCUCGGGGCCGGCGGCAGCCGGGAGUCGGCUGCUCCGGAGAUACGCAACGGCGGCGGAAGUCCGACCGCGAUCAGGCGGCAGGUUACCACCCUUGUAUCAUCACGAUAAUCUGCUGUAUACCACCAAAAGCCCCGACUAUUGUCUACCGGACAAAAGGAAAGGCAGUCUCGGGACCGUUGGCAGACAAUGCAACGGUAGCAGUACGGGAUACGAGGGUUGCGAGUACCUUUGUUGCGGUCGGGGGCAUAUAACGAAGACGGAAGAGGUACUGGAACGAUGCGAUUGCAAGUAUAUCAGUUGCUGUUACGUAAAGUGCAAGACCUGCAGAAGAGUCAUGAAAACCUACGAGUGCAAAUGAAUUCACGCGAAUUCGUAUCGGUAUCCCACUUAUUAGACGUACAAAUAAAUUCUCGCGACCAACUUUCGACUUCAGGUCUUGUAUACGAGACGACGUAACAGUGUGCCAAUAAGAACUGACUCAUUCGUUCAUCAAUCAACAUUUACUCGUUCCACGAGUUCUUCAUUAAAAAGUCCUCAUUAACUCUGUGUGCAUCAGUAUUCAUGCUUCCAAUUAAAACCAGGGGAACUUAUUUGUACACCUAACGUCUUCGCCGAACAAUAACAAAUGUAUUCGAAUUAAUAUUCUCCAGGGACUCUCUAUAAGUAACGAAACUUACGUUCAAGACUCAAUUGUGUAGUACAAAUAAUUUCAAUUGAAACAAUGCAAAACACGUUUUCGAAAAUUAUUACAAGUAAUUGAUCAUCGAUGAUAAAGGUACUUAAUUAGAACGUACAUGUAAUAAUAAUAUUUAAACAAAUAAAACCCUUAUUUAUCUCAACUGCUAUAUUUAUUAAAGUCUUCGAUAUGACAAAUAGAUAAUCGCAGCUGCUGCCUGUUUACAUUGUUCGAACACAGACAUGCGUUUAUCUUUGACCUGAGAUGAAUUAAAAGAACGAGACUGUGGAUUUUUAUGCAAAAUACAAUUUUCUUUUACUUGAAAACAUGGAAUCCGAAGGUUACUUAACAUCAUAAUGCAUCCGUGAAUGCAUAAACAUUCGCAAUCGUCACCAAAGAUCAGAAACGAACUUUUGAUAGGAAGCAGGCAACGCUGUGACAUGUUAGACAUAUAGGCAUAUUUAUUACGAUGUAAAUAAUAAGUUGACUAAGGAUUAUACUCUAACAAUAAAUCUUACUUGGCAUA